CUACGAACUCGAGGUCUCGAUUCCCACGCAUUUGAUUGUCAUCGACGAGAAUCUACACAUCGAUAAGAUGUCUCAUGUCAUACAUAUCGUCAUAUUCUACGAACGCAUCCAAUCGACCAAUUGGUGGCACGGAUUGCUUGCACUCAAUGAACAUCACAAGAGAUUACUUCAUCGACAAGGACUCAGAAAAUCUGAUUUCAAAGUUUCGCAUUCGAGUGCCAUAUAUGACAAAGUGGAGAUAAUGCGGACCACAAUCGAUGGACUGGUCUUGCAUUUGCCGAAACCCUUCACUCCAUUCAUUCAAAAGCCCGAAGACAUGGAGUUCGUUGAGUGUAACAAAAGUCGUGCCAAUGUUUUCCACGCGAAAUACGGUCGCGAAGAGGACGAGGAGUCCAACAAAUUUCGCACAAAAGCCACUCUUUUAUUGGCAAAAGUUAAACACAUUUUGGAUGAGCUCUCGAUUCCCUUUUGGCUUAGCAGUGGAACAGCUCUCGGAUAUUACAGACAAUGCGAUUUCAUAACAUAC
Oppiella nova is the source of this 526-nucleotide messenger RNA. The record is from the annotation of a GenBank genome assembly. NCBI's taxonomy places the organism in Eukaryota, Metazoa, Arthropoda, Arachnida, Sarcoptiformes, Oppiidae.